Messenger RNA from Ochotona curzoniae (black-lipped pika), 916 nucleotides. It is a transcript of the gene MED30, whose product is annotated as mediator complex subunit 30. The coding region runs from base 102 to 647 and encodes 181 amino acids. Gene Ontology annotation, biological process: positive regulation of DNA-templated transcription. Lineage: Eukaryota; Metazoa; Chordata; Mammalia; Lagomorpha; Ochotonidae. Gene Ontology annotation, cellular component: mediator complex. The transcript has 4 exons. The record is from RefSeq and is a predicted model, not a curated record. Gene Ontology annotation, molecular function: transcription coregulator activity.
AAAUCGCUCGCCCGGGUCUUUCAAGCGGCUGUGCGCGCGCCGAGGCCUGGCAGUGCGGCGGUUCCGGGGCGGCCGCCCAGCGCCGACUCCCGGCCCGUGCCAUGUCCACCCCUCCGCUGGCGGCCUCGGGGAUGGCGGCCGGGCCUUUCGGGGGGCCGCAGGCCCAGCAGGCCGCCCGGGAGGUCAACACGGCGUCGCUGUGUAGAAUCGGGCAGGAGACGGUCCAGGACAUCGUGUACCGCACCAUGGAGAUCUUCCAGCUGCUGCGGAACAUGCAGCUGCCAAAUGGUGUCACAUACCAUACUGGAACAUACCAAGACCGGUUGACAAAACUACAAGACCAUCUGCGCCAGCUUUCUGUCCUUUUCAGGAAGCUGCGAUUAGUCUAUGACAAAUGCAAUGAAAACUGUGGCGGCAUGGAUCCCGUUCCAGUGGAGCAACUUAUCCCAUACGUGGAAGAAGAUGGUUCGAAGAAUGAUGAUAGAGCUGGCCCCCCUCGAUUUGCUACUGAAGAGAGGAGAGAAAUUGCUGAAGUGAACAAAGUGAAAACUCAAACAGAAGAAUCAACAGCUGAAACAAAUUAUGGAUCAAUUACGAAAUCUCAUCUGGGAUAUAAAUGCCAUGUUGGCAAUGAGAAACUAAAGUGAUGUUUAAAUUUCUUGCUUUAUAUAUGUUAUUCUAUUGUGGCUUUUUUCCCUCAAUUAUAUUUUUUUCUUGAAGAAGAAAAUUAUUUAUCUGCUUUUAUUUUAGUCACCAGAACUGAUUUCCUUAUUUUUAUAUGAUGGUUCUUGCAUUCAAGUAUUAGCUUUAAAAAACACUCUUGAUUUCAUAGAUUAUUGUAAUAAACUCCAGGAGGGUAUGUUUUUGUUCAUUUUCAUUGACUAAAUCUUUUUUUAAAAAAAUAAAAUUGUAUAAA